CCGAGGAGGACCAACUCACACACGCCUUCUAGCCAUGACGCCCAAGAAGUCACCGCUGUUUGCCCCGACGAGGCGAUUAUCCUCCUGCCUUAUUGCCCUGCUGACUUAUGGCGUCGCCCAAGCGGGAGAGGGAGCCCUGGACCAGCGCCCUAAACAAAUCCAUCCUUCGUACCUGCAACAGCAGCAGCUCCUCCAGCAGCAACGAGAACAACAACACGCAGAACAACUCCAGUUGACGCCCGCCGUAUCCACGACUGCCAAGCUCCUGGAAAGAAUCACUGGGGGCGCGAAUAACCACCGCCGACGAAAGCACUCCUCCCGUCACCAGCCUGCGGGGGGCGGCGGCGGCGGGGGCUCGGCGGCGCCUGAUGCAAUAGAAGUCUCAGGAGCAGACCUCGCUGAGAGCACCAACGGCAGGUCGUCUCAGCAGCAGCACCUUGAUGGGGUCUACGUCCGGGAGUGGGAUGUCAACGGCGCGCCGCACUUCAAGAGGCGCAGCAAGAGAGGAAGCCGAUCGUCUCCGGUGCACCUGUUCUUCACGGGGAGUGAGUGGAUGCUGCACCUUGACGUGGACGCUAACCUGGACAUCAACCACUGCCUGGCUUACUCGGAGGUGGCGGAGGUAAAUCCGUUGAGAACGACCCGCAAGUGGGCGGUGCGCGUGGGACAGGCGUGGGUUAGGAGGCCUCACAUGAGGCUGGCGGAAACUUCUCCGGGCGCCGAGCCUAGGGUACCGGCUUGGAAGGCUAAGGCGGAGAGUCGAGCAUCAGCAGGGGCUAACCGCUACAGCGGGAGCAGCGAUAACGGCCUGGCUUCUGCGGAGGCCCAGAAGGCCAUCGACGACGCGGCCCUUAGCCGGAGGCUGCUGCCCCUUUACGCGGUUUUCGUGCUUGACGCGGUGGGGCUGGGGGUAGCCCUGCCCGUGCUGCCGUUCUUCGUUAUGGGGCUCAAGGCCACGGCGCUGCAGCUGGCCAUCGUUGUUUCUUCCAACUACAUCGCUCAGACCUUCGGUUGCGUGAUCACGGGCAACAUGUCGGACGUCGUCGGUCGCAAGCCGGUGGUCAUCGGCUGCCUGCUGGGCACCGUCGUGUCCCACAUCAUGGUGGCCCGCUCUACGACGCUGGCUGGGGUGGCAUGGGGGAGGGUCAUCGGCGGCGUCACCGGUGGGCUGACUCCGAUAGCCCAAGCGGCCGUCGCGGACGUGGUUCCGGUGCAAUCCCUGCCCAAGUUUCUGGGCCGGAUCCAGGCGUGCGUGGGGCUGGGCUUCGUUCUGGGCCCCAUGACGAUGACCAUCCUCCACCGGCUGUUCAAGGUGUCCACCGCCGACACCUUCUACGCGGCUGCCCUGUUCCCCCUGGUGGGCCUCUUCUACGCCAUGUUCAAGAUCGAGGAGACCAAGUCGGGGGAAACGGGGUUGUCGCAGAUGUGGAAAAAACGGGUAACCGUAGCAGGAGGAGGAGAGGCGGAGGCCAGGGCGAGGGAGCGACGCGAGGGCGCCCUCGAGGCGGGCGGGCGGCGGCGGCGGUGCGAAGGGGAGGGGGUCGACCGGUACGGGGCAGCAGACUCGGACGCUUUCGCCGACACAACGUCGUCGGAAGACGCCAUGACCCUCUACGACGAACACGGAGGCGAUGGCGCCUACGGAGCAGCGUUCGUGGACGAGCCGGGGAUGAUGAGGAGGCCUACGUCUGCUACGACGGAAAGGUCGGCCGCUAGGGCGGCGAACGGUGGCGGUGACGUCGGGCGGGGGGACGUUAUCCCCCGGGCCGUCAUGCUUCUGGUCGGGAAUGGGUUCCUGCUCAUGUACGCCUUCUCGAUCGAGACCAUCUACGCCAUGUUCCUGAAGGACAAUUUUGGAUACGGCGAGUCAGUCCUGUCGAUGGUUUUCGCCCUCAACGGGGUGGCCGUGGGCGUGCUGCAGCUCUUGGGAAUGCGGCACUUGGUGCGGCUCCUGGGGAAGCACAUGAUGCUCAUCACCGGGAACAUGUGCCUCGCGGCCGGCAUGGUGGGGGUCGCCUUCUGCCGCCACCCUGUUGUGCACUUUGCGCUGUUCACCGUGCACAUCAUGGGCUACUCUCUGGCGGACACGGCCCUCGUGGCCCUCAUCAGCAGGUACGCCUCGCCGGCCACGCAGGGACGGAGCCUGGGUCUCAACCAAGCGGCCCAAUCCAUGGCGAGGGUCGUCAGCCCCGUGGUCGCUGGUGUCCUCUAUGAGUGGUCGAAGCGGCGGCAGCAGCUCCCUCUGGGGGCCCUCCCUUACCUCGUGGGGUCGGUGUUCCCGCUGGUGGGGGUGGCGGUGCCGUUCUGGCUGUACUUGCGCAGCGUCGAGGCCAAGAAACAAAGCGGCGUUUACACGAGGGGGGGCGGGGUGGUCCAGGACCCCGGGCGUCAGGUCGGCGGCGUCAUUGGGCACAACAAGCAUUGUUAGCAGGAAACGACGAGAGCCAGCCGGCCGGCCAUGUAAUGUGAGUUGGGGUACAGCGGGAGGUGCCGGCCGGUCGCGCCAUGGGACCGCGAGGGGCCAAGGAGGAGGAGGGGGUGGUCUCUGGCGAAUGCGGUUGGCUGCAGCACAGCCCGAUGUGCCGGUGUGCACGUCCAUUUUUUUAUUGCGUGCAUUAUGUGUGAUGAGAGAGAAAUAGAAGGGCGCACGCGAGGGGGUGGGGGGGGGUGCUUCAACCACAUCUGCUGUGCCCCCUGCCCUUGGUUUUGGUGUCGGGCGGUGUUGGUUGCGUGAUUUUGGUUGUGGUUCUGGCGGGUGGCGCGAUGGUUAGGAGGUGGGAGUUGGGAGUUGGGAGGGUUCAGCAAUAAACGUUGUCCGAGACUGGGCUGGCAACGAGAGAUUUCGGCGAGAAACGGUGUGAUUAGACUAUCCAGAGGGGCUGCGGGGGGACUCGUGCGGGUGUGGCGUGGGACGCUACGCGACAGUCGGCGACGGGUAUGUAUCUCUGUCUGAAUGUCUCUCUCUCUCUCUCUCGGUUGCGCAUUUGGUGUGUAGGGCCGGCCAGUCGCAGGCGCUCGAGGCUUUGAGAAGAAUCGAGGACAGAUGGGUUACGGUUCGGUGUUCUCUCUCUCCUGUACGAGUGCCUCCCCCCCCCCUCCCCCCUUUUUUUUGUUAAUUGCUGAGGGAAACGGUCGCAUUUCCCAGCUAGUCAAGUUAUGCGUGCUUGCAUCGCGAAGGAGUCCUGCGAGCGGCAUGGGAUUCGGUUUGAGCUUCGGCCUGAGGCUUGAUAUUCCGUACCGGUUGAUUUUCCGUACCGGCCGGUCGGGGAAGACAGACAGACAGACAGCCUACGUGGUGUGGUGCUUUGUCGAGAGCUGAGCGGCGGUGUUGAUUGGUGCAGGCCGGGGGACGCUAAGAAUGGGCGCUACAGCGUUAGUAGUAGUCCUGCUCUCUAUCGACACGUCCCGCGCUCGCCCGCCCGCCUUGUAAAUACGGGGUGCGUUUGAUGGUUAUCCGUGUUUGUGUACCGUUACAUUAUUUUUUUCCCGUCGAUGGCGGUGUGACGCCGUGAGUAGUAAUUAUCCCGCGCCCAUCAGCGGCCGUAUUCUCUCGGAAGAGGAACGAUCCAGGGAACAAUCCGAGCAAGUUGUUUGACUUGCUGCUGGAAAAAACAAACAGCACUGCAGACGCCGGGUAGUAGGAGGUGUGGGCAGCGAGCGAGGGUGUGCUUUGGUGUGCUGCUGGAGCCCUUACUUUUUGUGUGCUGAUUGUGUCGGUUGGAUGGAUAGUGGUCGCCUGGUGUCCACAUCCGCGCUACGGCGCGUAGUACAUAUAUAUUCGGAUGACCGCGAGGCGAGCGCGGGCACAGCUGCUGACUACUCUCCUCUUGAAGGGGAGGUUACGGUGCGGAACCCCUGGCACCACGGCGCCUCCUCGUAUGGUGUGCUCACUGGUCGAUGGAUUCUGGUCUUGAAGGUGACAAAAUGACGGCUGAUAGUUCACCACCAGUAGAGUUCAAGUGUGCUUCUUGGUCGGCGGAUGCCAUCUGUACAUAGUAGAUACUCCUAUGAUUUUCGAUUAUUUUUUUUGUGGUAACCUGGCGUGUAGUGUCAGUCGGAGUACUGUAUGGGUGAAAACCUUGCUGUGCGGAAGUGAUUAAAAAAAUAGGGUGAAAGAAUAAGGGAAAAAAGAAAAGGACACCACGAAACGUAAACGUUGCCACCGACGUGCAGUAGGUGCGGCGCGUGCUUAUGCGACCGGCGAGACGGGAGGAGGUGUCGUUCAGUGUUGCGACUUAAGGAACAGGCAAGCGCACGGAUGAGAGGCCGUGCUGAUUCGUCCCGAAAAGUCCGUAAGCUUCAGCCUCGCUUCUUUCUCUUGCCGAGAUUACUCCACUGCUUCGCGGGCGUUGUUGUUGUUGAUGUGGUUAUUGGCGCGUGUGUUGAACGGCGUUCGUACAGCGUAGUGUACCCUCCCCGCCUGAGGUAACUCGACAGUCCCGCCGGGCAAGAACUAACUUUUGAAACAAAGUGUCACAGCAGGCGACGGGUUGUGUUUUCUCCUUUCUCUCCCCCUGCUGAUCUGGGAGGAGGGCGAGAAGAAAAUAGUGUCAGUUGUGUCAAUGGAAAAUCGGGUCUCGUUUCCGGGAGAACAACAUUCACUCUAUUUCCCUUUGUUGUCUACGCCGGGGGUGAGCCCGGCCGUCUUGCGAGGACAAGACGCCCU
This is a messenger RNA of Ectocarpus sp. CCAP 1310/34, 4666 nucleotides long. Lineage: Eukaryota; Phaeophyceae; Ectocarpales; Ectocarpaceae. The record is from the annotation of a GenBank genome assembly.